Molecule: messenger RNA, 2888 nt
Organism: Colossoma macropomum (tambaqui)
Lineage: Eukaryota; Metazoa; Chordata; Actinopteri; Characiformes; Serrasalmidae
Gene: p2rx5
Product: purinergic receptor P2X, ligand-gated ion channel, 5
Exons: 12
Coding region: 405-1820 (471 amino acids)
Biological process (GO): monoatomic cation transmembrane transport; response to ATP
Cellular component (GO): nuclear inner membrane; plasma membrane
Molecular function (GO): extracellularly ATP-gated monoatomic cation channel activity; purinergic nucleotide receptor activity
Source: RefSeq, a predicted model, not a curated record
UCAUCUAAACGUCUCCAACGAGGCUAAAGUUAGUUUCUUAUUCAUAAUUAGCCUUAAAGUUAGCUUCUUUCUUUUUCGAAUUCGAAUUUUUCCGUUCCACCUUAAAUGCUGUAGCACCAACGUAACUGCUGCACCAUUUAAGGUGGAACGGUAAAUUCGAAAAAAAAAAAGCUGGCGAAUAAGAAGCUGAUUUAAUCUUCGCGCUUCUUCUCGGCAUUUCCAAGAACAGAUCGUGUCACUGAGAUAAAAAAAACACAGCAUUUUCUGAAAAAGCCGCAGAUAUAAAGCUGAGGGGGACGGAAAAAAGAAACGUGUUUCCUAUUUCACCGCCUGCACGCGCACUGAGGCGAGCUCAUGACAUCCAAUGCUCGCUAGAGGUGACCGGCCACAGUGCAGCCGCGGGAAUGGCACAGAGCUGGGGCAGCUUCUUCUACUCCCUUCUCGAUUACAAGACCGAGAAGUUUGUGAUCGCCAAGAACAAGAGAGUAGGGGUGCUUUUCAGGCUCUUCCAGCUGGGAGUGAUUGGAUACCUGAUUGGGUGGGUCUUCUUAUGGAAGAAAGGUUACCAAGAGAGAGAAGAGGCCAUCCAGAGCUCUGUGUUCACUAAGCUUAAAGGUGUUGCCCUCACCAACAGCACAGAUCUAGGCCUCCAGGUAUGGGGCGCAGAAGACUACGUUAUACCUUCUCAGGGGGAUAGAGUCUUCUUUAUAGUGACCAAUUACCUCGAGACUCCGAACCAAAGGCUGGGCUUCUGCGCGGAGAGUCCAAAGGUACCAGACGGUCUUUGUUCAAGCAGUGCUGAUUGUACGGAGGGAGAAACAGUCACAGCAGGUCACGGUGUGAAGACGGGGCGAUGUAUGAACGAGACGGCUACGUGUGAGAUUCACGGCUGGUGUCCUGUCGAACGCAGUCACACACCCUCGGAGCCCUUGCUGGGAGAAGCAAAAAACUUCACCAUAUACAUCAAGAACUUCAUAAGAUUUCCAAAGUUUGAAUUCUCCAAAUCCAAUGUUCUAUCCACCGCCAACAAAUCAUAUCUAAAGACGUGUUACUACGACAAGGACCACCACCCCUACUGUCCCAUCUUCCGCGUUGGAGACAUGGUACACUGGACUGGUCACAAUUUCCAAGAAAUGGCUGUCAAGGGUGGGUCUAUUGGAGUGGUGAUUGACUGGAACUGUGAUUUAGACAAAGAUUACUCCAAAUGCAACCCUGAGUACAGUUUCACUCGCCUGGACACUUCCAAACACUCAACCAAUUCUAUCACCUCGGGAUACAACUUCAGAUUUGCUCGAUAUUACAGAGAUGCAGAUGGACAGACGUAUCGCUCUCUGUAUAAAGUCUACGGCAUUCGUUUUGAUAUAAUGGUCAAUGGGCAAGCAGGGAAGUUUAAUAUUAUUCCCACGGUGGUGAACAUUGGAUCUGGACUUGCCUUAAUGGGCGCUGGCGUGUUCGUCUGUGACAUGAUCCUGCUCUACAUGAUGAGCACGAGCUCUUUCUACAGAGAGAGGAAAUUCGAGCCUAUUGGAAAGAGGGAGCGAAGGCCCAGAGACAUGAAGCAUGGCAGACACCACCGGCACGCCCAGGAUGGACACCACAGGAAAGAAGACAAGACGGCUGCGGAGAAACAACCACUCACGCCGGCGUCGUCCCCAUCGGCUCACAGUCCGGCAAAGCAGCCUGUGGCCGCAGAUUCUUCACUGAAACCUCAUAGUCUUGAAAGAAGACCACAGCCCACGGUCAUACUCCACCGCAGUCCUGAGAGAAAGGCCAUGUCUCCAGUCUCGUCUUCCAGAAUACCGUGCAGCCCUUUGAAAUGAAGGGACAAAGCAAAGAGACGGUCGCCACCACCCUCAGGAUUGUCUUUAUAGCAGGAAAUGAAGGAAAGACGUUUGAUUGAGCUCACCUGUCAGUCAGCUUUCAGAACCAUUGGGAACCAACAGGUUGUCUGCAGGCAGUUCAAUUUGAUACUUUCUAAAGGGCCCAUAUUAUGGAAAACUGAAAAAUCCUCACUUUUUUAAAUAGUUUGAUGUAGUAUAUAAACAUUGACAUAAACAUGUAUAUUGUUAAUUUUAAAAAACAUAACAUCCCCCAAUCCAGUCCAUAUAUGGAAACUAAACUACAAAAACAGUCCAUUUUGAAUUGUUUAUUCGUGAAGUGGUGAACCAACCAUUUACACAGAUGUGCCUAUUCAGCCUACAGCAUUUUAGCUCCGCCCAUGUGCACUGAAGUUAUAAGGAGGGUUUAAAAAAAAUGUAUACAAGAAUGUAGAAUAUGGGCCUUUUUUUUGUUUGAUUGUUUUUAAUGCCAUUUCACGUCAUUUAAGACCAAAUUUUGCAGUGACAUAAACGAAGUAUCAAAGCAGUCUUCAAAGUAAUUCACACCUAUAUGAACAGAUAUAUGCGUAUGCUAGCUCAGUAGCAGGUAACAUUAUUUAAUGCACACCCCUGUGACCCAGUAUUAUUGUUGUCAAAUGCAUCCUAAAAUCAUAUUUUCAAAUUUGAUCAUAUUUAAUUUAUAAAACGUAAUGUGACACAAAUGACUUAUUAAGGGCCUGCAGACACCCUGAACCAAGAGUUUUCUGUAUUUGUGACUGGAAAGUGAGGGAGUGGACAGAAGUAAGUUAUUUCUACAUGGACAUCAUGUAUUACUUGAAGCUUUGCCCAAGAUGCACUCGUACCAGAGUCUGUCUGUUUAAGGCUUUGUGUCCACAGGCACCAUCAACGUUGAUGGACAAUUCAGAGGAAAUAUUAAUAGCAACUGAAGGGACAAACUUUAAACCUGUUGCUUUACACAUACAUUGUGCUGACUGAAAACUGAAAAACCAGUUCAUGAUUGUGCAAUAUGUGAUGUGAAAUGCACUAAAAAAAAGUCCCAAGGUUUCUACA